Molecule: messenger RNA, 2943 nt
Organism: Miscanthus lutarioriparius
Lineage: Eukaryota; Viridiplantae; Streptophyta; Magnoliopsida; Poales; Poaceae
Source: the annotation of a GenBank genome assembly
AUGGGGGCGGGUUCGAAGAGGCGGGCCACCGGGGCUCAAAACCCUAGCCUCGAGUCCGACGAGGAGGAGGCGCGGCGGGUCAAGGAGGAGCUUGCCGACGACCUCAACGGAUACCCUGCGGAGGAGGAGGAGGAGGAGGAGGACGAGGUUGUCGUGGAGGACGAUGAGGUGGUCAUCCCCUCCGACGACGAGGAGGACGGUGGCGGCGGGGACAUCGUCUUCGUCCCCAACACGCUGGAGGAGGCCCUCGUGCCGCGGGUGGGCAUGGUGUUCGACUCUGUCGACGAGGCCUUCGCGCUAUACAAGGCCUACGCCUACCGCACGGGGUUCCAUGCCGUGCGCCGCACUUGCCACAACUACGAGGGGCAACGCUACCGCUCCACCUUCACCUGCACUUACGGCGGCAAAUCUGGGACGGGCGCUGCCCCAUCUGACGUCACAGGUACCCGCUACCCACUCCGCAGCAAGCGGGGGUCGGCUACCAAGGAGAAGAAGUCUCACCGUGGCACCACCACCGAGAAGACGGGAUGUAAGGCGAUGCUGAUCAUCCGGGACAAGCGGGUGGAUGGAAGGUGGAAGGUGGAGUCUGUCGAAUUGGAGCAUAACCAUCCUUGUACUCCAGAUAUGGUGAGGUUCUUAAAGGCGUACAGGGAGAUGCCUGAGUCAGCAAAGAAGAAGGCCAAGAUUACCGAUGAGAUGGAUGAGAUGGUGGAGAAGUCGCUGAGCGAGAUUGCUGAGACAAGGAAGUUCCCGACACGACCCAAGAGGGGUGCUAGCGUUGGGGCUGCUGUUGGUAGCCAGAGGUUUAGUAGGCUCGAGAGUUUUGUGCAGCGUUUUGGGGAGGAUGACCUCAAUUUACUCAAGAAGUUCAUUGAGAAGAUGCAACACAGGAAACCGAACUUUAUCCACAGCUGGGAUCUUGAUCGGGAAAGUCAUGUGAAGAAUUUCUUUUGGACUGAUUCUAGGGCCCAGGCGCAAUACCGCUACUUUGGCGAUGUCAUUACACUUGACGUGAUGUAUUUACAGCACUCACGCGCCAGCCUCCCAUUAGCCACACUCCUUGGGGUGAACAACCAUGGCCACCUUGUGCUUCUUGGCUGUGGUCUCCUGUCCGGCGACAGCAGGGAGAACUAUGUUUGGUUGUUGAAGAGGUGGUUGAGCUGUAUGAAUGGCAAAUCGCCAGAAGCGAUCACAACCGGCUAUUCAGAUGUCAUCGCAGAGGCCGUGGCUGAGGUGUUUCCAAAUGCAAGGCACCGCUUCUGCUUUUGGCAUAUCUUGAAGAAGCUACUUGAAAACGUGGGACGCACACAUGAGAAAGAGGCAAUUUCCUCAAGGUUCAAGGAGGUUGUAUAUGAUAGCGUCACUCUUACCGACUUUGAAAAAGAGUGGGGAGCAAUGGUCGACCACUAUAAUCUCAAAGACAACGAGUGGUUCUCUGCUUUGUACAGCUGUCGGAAGCAGUGGGCACCUGGGUAUGUCAAUCAUUCAUUCUGGGCUGGCACCUCUGCUAUCAGGAAGGCUGAAAAAACUGAUCCAUACUUUGAUAGUGUUGUGAGUAAAACCACCCUUUCAGUUUUCCUUGAGCAAUAUGAGACUACUCUGAAAGAGAAGUUGGAAAGGGAAGCAUAUGAUGAUUUGCGCUCAUACUAUUCUAGACUCAUUUUGUUGUCGGGAUUGCCCUUUGAGGAGCAGCUUGUGGAGCUCUACACAGUAACCAUGUUUCAAACGUUCCAAGAUGAGAUUAAGCAAUUGAUGCAUGUUAUUUGUAAAGAGGUAGACAGAAGUGGGAACUCAAUUACUUACAUGGUCAGUGAGUUAAUACAGGGAAAGAAGGUUGACUAUACAGUUGUUUACGACAAUUCUGACAAGGAUGUUUGGUGCAUUUGUCGCUCCUUUCCCUCGAGGGGUAUUCUUUGCAGCCAUGCUCUGGCUGUUCUGAAGCAAGAGAAUGUACUGAUGCUGCCGUCAAAGUACAUCCUGAACCGCUGGAGGAAGGAUUUUAGGAUACUUAAUUCAUCUGCAAAUGCUAAUUUUAUGGAAUCAGAUAGGAAUCUGGGUAUUUAUGAUGACCUCUAUUUUCGUGGCCAUGAGUAUUUUGAAGAUGUCAUUGACAUUGGAGCAAGAGAACCUGAGCUGAAGGAGUUUGUGUUGUCAGCCAUGAAGGAAGCAAAGGACAGACUGAUUAGGCCUGAUCACAGCCAGCAAGUUGAUCAACGGGUUGAUGUAAAUAUGACUGUGACUGGUCAGGUGUCUGCAGAUACAAGAGUUGAUAUGAACAUGGCAUCACACACCUCAGCUCUGAUUCAGGGGGAUAGAAGGGUUGAUGUGGACAUAGCACCAAAUGCGCCAGCCUUAGUCCAUGGUGAUACCACGACAUCAAAUGCCACUGCCCUGAUUCAUAGGGACAGAAGAGUAGAGAUGAAAAUGCCUACAACUCACCUUAUUCAUGGAGAGGGAAGACUUGACAUGAACAUGGCAUCUCCUCACUUGAUGCAGAGGGAAAGGAGAGUGGACAUGAACAUGGCGUCACCUCACCUGAUACAGGGGGACAGAAGAGUUGAUAUGAACUUGGCAUCACCCCAUUUUAUACACAGUGACAGAAGAGUUGAUAUGAACCUGGCAUCGCCGCAUUUGAUACAUGUGGACAGAAGGGUUGAUAUGAACAUGGCAUCCCCUCACCUGAUGCAGGGCGACGCCAGAGUGGAUAUGAAUAUGGUAUCAACUUCUCAGAAUGGGAUGCACACUUUUGAUUUGGUGAAUAUAAACCUGGAGAGUGGCUCUUUGCCGAUGGCCGCAACAGAUUUUAUGCAAAUGCAUCCACACCCAGCAGUUUACCAUCCCAAACAACUUCUUGAUAUGAGAGAUCAGGUGAUGGAUGCAAAUAAGAGACCAAAUAUGGAAACUAACACUUAUUUUAUAGGAGGUGGCAUGCAUGUGGGGUAA